UAAAAUGAGCAGGGGUGGUAAAAUAAGCAGGUGCUUAAAUUACGGUAUUUGGUCAAAUAAAAUAUUAUAAUCUUUAGGCCACCCAUUAUUUUACUCAUAAAAACCUUUUUGAGCACCCCUAUGUUGCAUUGAGCCUUCGAAUAACAUAAAUAAUAAACAAAAACAAACCGCCCGUGCAGUUGCUUGUCUGUGAUCUAAUUUUCGGCUUGCAUUAUUUAGCGAUUUUUGUGAUGUAAACGUUCAAUUUAUCGAAUCAAACGCUACAGGACAAUAAGUUAACUUGAUACUCAGCUGUUAACAUCGAAAAUGGGACGGAUUUAUGAGAGGAAAACGGAGCGGCAAACCUGGACAGAUGAGCAGAUGGCCGCGGCAAAGCGUGCCGUUGAUCGCGGAGUAUCUGUCCGUCAUGCUGCAAUUACACACAAUAUUCCCAGGGCCACUCUCGCCAGGUGGGUUGCUUCUCCGGGUAAGAAAAGAGGACUUGGCUCGAAGAAAACGGUGUUCUCGCCAGAACAAGAGAGCGAACUGGUUCAGCAUCUUCUUGAUUUGGAGACCAGAUUCUAUGGGGUCAACAUGAAAGAUGCUCGCAAACUUGCCUAUGACCUGGCGGAGAAGAACAAGCUACCUCACGACUUCAGCCACAAACGCCAAAUGGCUGGCAGGUACUGGCUUCAAGGAUUUCUCAGGCGAAAUCCAACCGUAUCAUUCCGGAAGCCGGAAGCAACAUCCAUCGCUCGAGCUAGAGGGUUCAACAAACCCUCUGUGAAUAACUUCUACGACCUGCUGCAGAAAACUUUAGACGCCAAGCAUUACCCCCCGAAUCGCAUUUUCAAUGCGGAUGAAACUGGAGUCAAUACGGUCCCUCCGAAGAAGCUGAAAAUCGCGGCCAGGAAGGGGAAAAGGCAGGUUGGAUCGAUUACUUCUGCUGAGCGAGGAGUGCAAACAACAAUCGUGAUGUGUAUGUCCGCAACCGGGCAACAUUUGCCACCCUACGUGAUCUUCCCUCGGGUGCGCAUGCACGUUUCGUUGAAAAAAGGUGCACCGAACGGAACCAAGUUUAAUUGUAAUCCUUCAGGUUACAUGACCAGCGAGAUCUUCCCAGACUGGUUUGAUCAUUUCAUUGAAAAUACCAACCCAUCAGAAACCAACCCGGCCUUGCUGAUUAUUGAUGGGCACAGCUCUCACAAGGGUUUGGCGUUUGGUGAAAAAGCUCUGGCCAAUUUCGUUGACGUUAUUGUGUUGCCUCCACAUUGCAGCCAUAAAAUGCAGCCUUUGGAUGUGGCCUUCAUGGGCCCAUUCAAAAGCUAUUAUGCAAGAGCUUCGGAAAAUUUUAUGCGCAAAUUCCCUGGCAAAGCCAUAACGCUGUACGACGUCGCGGAAUUGAUGGGUGCGGCAUAUUUGAAAGCCGCUUCAGCAGAAGUGGCUGAGAACGGUUUCCGAAAGUCUGGCAUUUGGCCUUUCAAUAGGAACGUGUUCAGUGAUGAGGACUUUGCUCCAUCCGAAGUGACCGACCAGCCAGAAAUCCGACCAACAAAUCAGCCAGUCAAUCCCGAUCAGCCAGCAAUCGCCACCGACCAGGUAGAAGUCACGACUGUUACAUUGAUCACGGUAACUAAACCACUGGUGCUUGAUGGAUCAACAGUACAGCAGAUGCCGAGUUCAAUCAGUUUUCCUGAGUUAACCGGUAAUGACUAAUGAGGUUCUUGACGAUAAUCAAGAUGAUGCCAAUCAAAUCAUCAGCGUUGAACCAAAAUCUGAAGCCUCUCCGAACUCCUCAUUCACCAUAUCACCGAAGGACAUUCUACCACUUCCGAAAAUGGCAGCUCCGAGAAAUGCAAAGCGCAAGCGUAAGGCAGAACAGGCGGUUGAAAUUACCGGAGAAAACUAUCUUCAAAGCUUAGCCACAUCGGAAGCAGCAAAGACCAUCAAGGCCAUAAAAAAAGGACGAAAAACAACGAAAAAGCGAACCAAGGUGCAGAAGAAAGCUGAGAUUUUCGAAGAUACGUUGUGCGAUCUCUGUGGUGCAACUUUUUCGGAUUCCGUUGAUGGCCAAGGAUGGAAGAAGUGUCAUUCCUGCUUGAUGUGGUUCCACACAGAAUGCGGUACGAACGAAGACGAUCUCGGAUGCCGAUUCUGCAACUGAAUACUUGUAUUGCCCAGAAAUGGGUCUCUAAUUUUGAAGUUUUUAUUUUUGCACUGAAUGUGCAAACACUGAAUAUGUGCUCGUUUUACGUUUUUCAAACUUGUUUUGUUUGUUAUGAAAUAAAUGUGGAUAUUUGAAGAAUAAAAAUAACAGCUGUGAUAUUUGUUAUGAAGAGCUGAUGAUGUUAAUAAUAGAUUAGUUUACAAUCUUUUUAUUUAACAAUAUUGUUGAAAAUUACAUGAAGUCGGUUUUUAUUUUCCAAGGUGUUCAUAUUACCACCUCCAUAUGCUCAUUUUUCCACCCCACUAUGCUCAUUUUACCACCGCCCCUUGCUCAUUUUACCCGCAUUCUAUAGAACAGUCGAUAAUUAACUCGUGUUCUGAAACACGAAAAAAAUACGUGUUUUGCAAUGAAUCUGACUAAAACUUAUUAAUAUUUGUAUUAAUGUAUGAUGGCAUAAUGAUUAUCUGCCGUUUAUUUUAUGUUUUACAAUUGAAUAGUGGAAAAAAUCAAGUAAAAGCUUAAUAUGCUCAUUUUACCACCCCUU
Messenger RNA from Aedes albopictus (Asian tiger mosquito), 2690 nucleotides. RefSeq lists its product as uncharacterized. Gene Ontology annotation, molecular function: DNA binding. Gene Ontology annotation, cellular component: nucleus. Bases 307 to 1695 code for a protein of 462 amino acids. The transcript is spliced from 3 exons. The record is from RefSeq and is a predicted model, not a curated record. Lineage: Eukaryota; Metazoa; Arthropoda; Insecta; Diptera; Culicidae.